Owenia fusiformis is the source of this 857-nucleotide messenger RNA. The record is from the annotation of a GenBank genome assembly. Lineage: Eukaryota; Metazoa; Annelida; Polychaeta; Sabellida; Oweniidae.
GUGAAUGGUCUAAAAUCUCAACUGCACCAUGUUCAGUUACGUGUGGAGGUGGUACACAACUUGAGACCUGGGAACGGAGGUACAUUAAUGAAGGGGAAGCGUGUAACGGAACUGAGGAAGACACAAGGACUGCGACGUGCAAUAUAGAAACCUGUCCAUGUGAGUGGGGAGAGUUUAGUGAAUGGGAAGGCGGAAAUUGCACUGAAGACUGUUUGAUAAUUGAACAAAGGACAAGAAACUACGGAGGGGGUGAAAAUUGUCCAAGUGAUACCGAAACUGAAACACGUACCGUGGAAUGUACCAAGUCACCAUGUAGAAGGGUAAGUUGUGAUUUCGAACCAAGCUCAUCUUGUGGGUACACCGAUGAUAGUAACACUGGGAACGUUUGGCUAGCGAAUAGAGGGACAACUCCAACUUCGUAUACUGGACCAGAUGCGGAUCACACUUCGGGGGAAUCUGAUGGAACGUAUAUUUACAUGGAAGGUAAUGAUAUGCUAUCUGGCGCAGCAAUCAGAAUAGCAACCCCCAUAUUUGAGAGUUAUGGUACAAGUUGUUUAUCAUUCUGGUACCAUAUGAAAGGCUACUACAUUGGUUCACUCAGUAUCUAUGUUGAGGAUGAGGCAAGUUCCAUGUUCUCCCUAGACCAAAAGGUAUGGUCAUCAUUUGGUCAUAGAGGCGUGUUAUGGAAUUAUGCCUACAUCGAUAUAGAGAACCGAAGUAGCUUCCGAGCUGUGUUUGAAGCCAUACGUGGACCUGCUAUUAACUCCGAUAUUGCAAUUGACGAUAUCAACAUUAAAGAAGGACCUUGUGAAGUAACAGAUAAUGAUGUAACUUGUGACUUUGAGGACCAGUAUUUG